Molecule: messenger RNA, 982 nt
Organism: Mollisia scopiformis
Lineage: Eukaryota; Fungi; Ascomycota; Leotiomycetes; Helotiales; Mollisiaceae
Exons: 3
Coding region: 178-711 (177 amino acids)
Source: RefSeq, a predicted model, not a curated record
UUCUUUUCCUUGGUAAGGGGCUUGAGAACACAUGUUCGAAGAGCGCGCGACCUGGUGUUACAUUUGAUAUCACAUUUGGGUCACGUAACCCUCCUCGGCCCCUGAGUAUGCUUCACUCACGAUCCCUCACUACUUCCGUAUGUCUCGGCACACGACACUAGAAAUACUCGUCUUUGGAUGUCUCUAGGCAGUUCACGGACAUGCGUCGAGAAAGCCUACAUCGCAAGAUCAAUCUUUGCAGAUUAUGCACGUUCGUCGCUCCACCGGAACGAUGCCGACAGCAUACGUUUGUUCACUUUCCCCAGCGUACAACGAUCAUUAAUGUCCGCCAAUCAGUCCUCGGUAGUCACUAUCCGAGCCAGGCGAACAGUUCGUUUUACUGAGCCCCAGCCUCCCCUUUCUACCCCUCGUUCUAUUCUGGCUCUAUACACAGGCACUCGGAGCUCUACCUUCAAGACGUUGGUUUCUGACCUGCAAGAGUUCGUAUCAAGACAGAAACAUUCGUGUGUUAGUCAAAAGAUCUGCCAGUGUCCUACGACUUGCCGGGCUCCAAAUAACAUAUCUGCAGUCCUCCAACGCGUCCAGAGCUUGUCUAUAGCAGACUGGACGAGAUUCAGACCUCAGAUUCCCUAUUACGCGUAUCACAACCAUCAUAUCACGGAUCUGACUGGGGAGAGAAGGCCACGCGUGGUCCAGGAGCCAGAUUCGUGAUCGAAACCCCACAUACCAGAUACUAUGAGUAUCCGGUCUGGGAAUGGAUCUAAGAUGUUCCUUUGCCCUGCAGAAUGGGCAGGAGGAGCCCAAGAGCCCAGUAAUAGACGACGACGACGAUGAGUGAUCUCAAAAGGCUGAAUCCGAAGAGAACGAGAGUAGCUGCAGAGACGCCAGCUGCGGCAGGGACAUCGUCAGAGUGAUGGAUAUAUAGUGUGGUGUUUUGGGAGGUAACAGCGUUCUUCUAGUGUGUUGGUUAGUUCAGGCCAUC